AAAAAAAUCGGUGGAAGAAAGAAGCCCUUAUAUCUAUCUAAGGCAGAGAUUUCCUGGGAAAAUAAAAUCGUAGACGCCGUGAAAUUUGUGUUGUAUGCUGGUCUGAUUGGAAUGGCGGGAGCAAGAGCAGGAGCAGGGCGGCUGCUCGCGGCGGAUUUCGCUAUUUCGCUAAUGUGGGUUGUCUCGAACGAGCUAAUCAAGAUAUUCUCCUUGGAUUACGCCGCUACUCAGCUGGAGGCCGACAUUCUUAAAUGUUCCCUCUCCGUUGCCAACAUGUUCGCCUUCGCCUACAUGAGCAAGGCCACCCACGGCGGCGCCUACAAUCCACUCGCCGUCUUGGCCCCCGCCAUUUCCGCUGAUUUUUCCAAUUUCCUUUUCACUGUUGGCGCCCGAAUCCCUGCGCAGGUGGUUGGGUCAGUUUAUGGUGUGAGGCUCAUUAUGUCGACAUUUCCUUGGAUAGAACACAAGCCACACUUGAAAGUUGACAUUGCAACGGGCGCACUGACAGAAGGUCUCCUGGCGCUUGCCAUCGUGACAAUCACCCUUGGCCUGGCUAGAGAGGAUUUCUUUAUGAAAACUUGGAUUUCCAGUCUUGCAAAGCUAACUCUCCACGUUCUUGGUGCAGAUCUAACCGGUGGAUGCAUGAACCCAGCUCCUGUAAUGGGGUGGGCUUUUGCUAAUGAGCAACACAUCACCAAAGAGCAUUUGAUUGUUUACUGGCUUGCACCAGUCGAGGCCACUUUGAUAGCUGUUUGGUUGUCUAGAAUACUUUUUGGAACAAAAAAGGACAAGCCCUCAGCUGUGAAGGAGACAUACCCACAGCAGAAGUCGGAAAAAUAUGUGAAGAUGGAGGCAUCCCCACAGUAGAAGUCGGAAAAAUCAGACUGAAAGUGUCGUUCAUCAUUUAGUUGUACAGUUAAAUAUGCAGUAUUUGGUCAUUAUUUGGUAUCUAUGUCUAGCUUCAGUCAUGUAGUUGAGCAAGUCUAUGUAAGUAGGAAAUCAAGACAUUGAGAUCCAAGGCAUUGUUCAAUCCAUUUUUACUACAUGUAGAGUGCAAGAUUCA
Salvia splendens (bonfire salvia) is the source of this 1063-nucleotide messenger RNA. RefSeq names its product probable aquaporin SIP2-1. Gene Ontology annotation, biological process: transmembrane transport. The transcript is spliced from 3 exons. Gene Ontology annotation, cellular component: membrane. The record is from RefSeq and is a predicted model, not a curated record. Lineage: Eukaryota; Viridiplantae; Streptophyta; Magnoliopsida; Lamiales; Lamiaceae. Gene Ontology annotation, molecular function: channel activity. Bases 112 to 867 code for a protein of 251 amino acids.